This is a messenger RNA of Pipistrellus nathusii (Nathusius's pipistrelle), 1308 nucleotides long. Lineage: Eukaryota; Metazoa; Chordata; Mammalia; Chiroptera; Vespertilionidae. The record is from the annotation of a GenBank genome assembly.
AUGCCACGCUUACCUGACCGGCUUCUUCCAUCCCACCUGGACGCCGGGCGCAGCGCGGGCGCGCGAACCGCGGCCGGAGCCCGCCUCUCCUGGCGGGAGCGGGGCUCGGGCGGGCGGCCGCGGGUUCCCUCGCCGCCCCGGGCCGGACCCGCUCCGCCGCCGCCGGGGCUCCCGCAGUCAGGGCGCCGCGCGCACGCGCGCUCCCCCGGGCGGUCCUGGCCCCGCGGGGCUGCGUCCGGACGGCUCCGGCGGGCGGGGCGGGCGGGGCGGGGAGCGCGCGGCCACGUGACCCGCGCCAACAUGGCGGCGCCCAGGGGCGUCCACCUGCUCGUCCGCAGAGGUUGUCAUAGAAUCUUCUCUUCACCACUCAAUCAUAUCUUCUUACACAAGCAGUCAAGCAGUCAACAAAGAAGAAAUUUCUUUUUCCGCAGACAAAGAGAGAUUUCACACAGUAUAGUUUUGCCUGCUGCAGUUUCUUCCGCUCAUCCAGUCCCCGAGCACAUAAAGAAGCCAGACUAUGUGACGACAGGCAUUGUGCCCGACUGGGGAGACAGCAUAGAAGUUAAGAAUGAAGAUCAGAUCCAAGGGCUUCGUCAGGCCUGUCAGCUGGCCCGGCACGUCCUCCUCCUGGCUGGGAAGAGUUUAAAGGUUGACAUGACAACUGAAGAGAUAGAUGCUCUUGUUCAUCAGGAAAUCAUCAGUCAUGAUGCCUAUCCCUCACCUCUAGGCUAUGGAGGCUUUCCAAAGUCUGUUUGUACCUCUGUAAACAACGUGCUAUGUCAUGGUAUUCCUGACAGUCGACCUCUUCGGGAUGGAGAUAUUAUCAACAUUGAUGUCACGGUCUAUUACAACGGCUACCACGGAGACACCUCGGAAACAUUCUUGGUGGGCAAUGUGGAUGAAGGUGGUAGGAAGUUAGUGGCAGUUGCCAGGAGGUGUAGAGAUGAAGCCAUUGCAGCUUGCAGAGCAGGGGCUCCCUUCUCAGUAAUUGGAAACACAAUCAGCCACAUCACUCAUCAGAAUGGUUUGCAAGUCUGUUCACAUUUUGUGGGACACGGGAUAGGAUCUUACUUUCAUGGACAUCCAGAAAUUUGGCAUCACGCAAACGACAGCGAUCUGCUCAUGGAGGAGGGGAUGGCCUUCACCAUAGAGCCAAUCAUAACCGAGGGAUCCCCAGAAUUUAAAGUCCUGGAGGAUGCGUGGACCGUGGUCUCCCUGGAUAACCAGAGGUCCGCCCAGUUCGAGCACACCGUGGUCAUCACGUCGGAGGGCGCUCAGAUCUUGACCAAACUGCCCCUCGAGGCCUGA